AUGGAAUACGAGGUUGUGAGUAUGUUGGCGUUGGGCAUGUUGGUGUUAGGCAUGUUGGUGAGGAUGAAGGUUAUGGAAGGAAGGCAGCAGCUUCCACCAGGACCAAGAUGUUGGCCAGUGGUUGGUAACAUGUUCCAACUAGGGUGGUCACCACACGAGUCCUUUGCAAAACUUGCUCAUAAACAUGGUCCAGUCAUGAGGCUUUGGCUAGGGUCGAUGUGCACAGUGGUUAUCUCGUCAAGCGAAGUGGCUGGUGAGAUGUUCAAAAAGCAUGACGCGGUUCUUGCAGGGAGGAAGAUUUACGAGGCCAUGAGAGGGGAGCAUGGGACUGAGGGUUCCCUUGUAACUUCUCAGUACAACUCACACUGGCGCAUGCUGAGGCGCUUGUGCACCUCUGAGUUCUUUGUUACCAGUCGCUUAGAUGCGAUGCGGGGUGUUCGUGAAAAAUGUAUACACCGCAUGCUGCGUUUGAUUGAAGAAGCUGGUGAAUCAGGCACACGUGCGGUUGAUGUUGGGAGGUUUUUUUUCUUGAUGGAUUUUAACCUUAUUGGGAACCUCGUAUUCUCAAAGGACUUGUUGGAUUCUGAGACUGAGAGAGGGGAUAGAUUUUAUUACCAUGCACUUAAGGUUAUGGAGUAUGCUGGGAAGCCCAACAUGGCAGAUUUCUUGCCAUUUCUCAAGUGGUUUGAUCCUCAGGGUAUAAGGAGGAAGACACAGUUCCACGUCAACCAAGCCUUUGACAUUGCAGGCUCGUUCAUCAAAGAAAGGAUGGAAAAGAGUCACGGUGGAUCCAAGGAAACAAAAGAUUACUUGGAUGUCUUGUUGGCCUUUCGUGGGGAUUCUACCACUCAGCCCUAUACUUUUUCUUCAAGAACUAUUAACGUUAUUAUCUUUGAAAUGUUCACUGCAGGAACAGACACGACGACGAGCACAAUCGAAUGGGCAAUGGCAGAGCUUCUGCACAACCCAAGAACGCUAAAGAAAGUGCAGAUAGAGUUGAGGAACAAAAUAGGGUCCGGUAGGAACAUGGAAGAAAAGGACAUGGAGAAUCUUCCCUACCUGCAAGCGGUGAUCAAGGAGACACUGAGACUUCACCCACCUCUUCCUCUUAUGGUUCCUCAUAUGGCUAUGGAGUCUUGCAACAUGCUUGGCUACGAUAUUCCCAAAGAGUCACAGAUUUUAGUGAAUGUUUGGGCAAUAGGAAGGGACUGCAAAGUGUGGGAUGCUCCCUUAUUGUUCUGGCCUGAAAGAUUUCUGGAGCCAAACACCGUGGUGGACUACAAAGGGCGUCAUUUUGAGUUUAUACCCUUUGGUUCGGGUCGAAGAAUGUGCCCAGCCAUGCCACUCGCCUCUCGUGUGCUUACCUUGGCAUUGGGCUCCCUCUUGCAUUCCUUUGACUGGGUUUUGCCAGAUGGCCUCAAACCAGAGGAGAUGGACAUGACUGAGGGACUGGGAAUAACGCUGAGGAAAGCCAUUCCUUUGAAAGCCAUACCAGUGCCUUAUAGAGGAGCUACUACAGCAAACGAAUAACGAUGUUAUGACACCAAUGCCAUCCAAGAUAACAAAAAUGUACUGCGCAAAUGAUUUACCAUGAACAACUUUAUGGUCUGCAAAUAGUAGUUAUGUGUAAUGGUAGAAUGUCAAAAAAAACAUGGUUUGAUUGGUGUUAUAACGCUUGAUCAGAUGUCAUCUUUUUAAGAUAUUGCUAUAUAUAACGACGCAUCAACCCUACAUGUUUUGACA
Vigna angularis (adzuki bean) is the source of this 1743-nucleotide messenger RNA. RefSeq names its product cytochrome P450 76A1. The record is from RefSeq and is a predicted model, not a curated record. Bases 1 to 1530 code for a protein of 509 amino acids. The transcript has 2 exons. Gene Ontology annotation, molecular function: iron ion binding; monooxygenase activity; oxidoreductase activity, acting on paired donors, with incorporation or reduction of molecular oxygen. NCBI's taxonomy places the organism in Eukaryota, Viridiplantae, Streptophyta, Magnoliopsida, Fabales, Fabaceae.